Lytechinus variegatus (green sea urchin) is the source of this 1749-nucleotide messenger RNA. Its product is annotated as putative nuclease HARBI1. The transcript is spliced from 5 exons. Lineage: Eukaryota; Metazoa; Echinodermata; Echinoidea; Temnopleuroida; Toxopneustidae. Bases 31 to 1086 code for a protein of 351 amino acids. The record is from RefSeq and is a predicted model, not a curated record.
CACUGCUAUAUUCAUUUUUGGACUGAGAAUAUGGCAAAUUUUUACCGCCUUCGUCAGCUUGACAUGGUCAGAGAGGCGGAAAUGAGGCCAGAGAGGGGACUCACAGAUCGCAAGAAUCCAUUUGAACUGUACGAUGAUCGUGAUUUCAAGAUGCGAUACAGAUUUACAAAACACACAGCACUCUACCUAAUCAACAUCCUUGAAGAAGAUCUCAGUAGAAACACAGAUCGGAAUAAUCCACUACCUGUUGUGGUACAAGUCAUGACUGCUCUCCGUUUUUAUGCCGUAGGUUCAUUUCAAAUUAUGCAUGGUGACGAGGCAUCAAUAUCUCAGCCAUCUGUGAGCCGAGUCAUCAAGAAGGUUUCAGAAGCUAUUGCAAGAAGGAAACGGGAAUUCAUGAGAUUUCCAUCAACGAGAGACGAACUUGAAACAACGCAGCAGCAAUUCUAUGAGUACUGCGGCUUUCCCGGGGUCAUCGGUGCUAUAGAUGGGACCCAUGUCUACAUCAGGAGUCCUGGUGGGGAACAAGCCCUGUUUUUCCUUAACAGGAAAAACAGGUAUUCAGUUAAUGUACAGGUUGUCUGUGAUCAUGCUGGGAAAAUGACAAGUAUCGUGGCAAGGUGGCCUGGCAGCACUCAUGAUUCAAGGAUUUUCUCUGAGAGUUCGCUGAAACAACAGCUGGAGGCAAGGGCAGAAGGUACUGGGUGGCUACUUGGAGAUAGUGGGUACCCCUGCCUCCCGUUCCUCAUGACCCCCAUCCUACAUCCUCAUCCAGGGCCACAGAUGCGCUACAAUAAUGCCCACAAAAGAGGACGUUGCGUUAUUGAGCGCACCUUUGGCCGUUGGAAGAGGAGGUUCCCUUGCCUCAAUGAUCUGCGCGUGAAGGUGGACACUACCUUUACUGUUAUAGUGGCAUGCUCGGUUCUUUGGAAUAUCUCUCUCACUCGUGGAGAGCAAGAUAUUCAAGAACUUGAGCCAAUUGAUGAUGCAAUGCCACCUGACCACCUUCCUCCUGGCCUCCGUGAUGCUGUCGCUGGUAGGCUCAGGAGAGAACAGAUUAUUGAGGACCAUUUUACCCACCCUUAGAAUCUCCAGAGUAGCCACUCAGUGCCAUCUGCUCAGGCAACAGUUGUUCUUUCAGUUACUCCGGUGAAAUUCCAAGAAUUAUGAUGCUGUCAAGGUACUUGUUAUAUUUCCAGCUAGCAGGGUUUCAUGCAGCUACAUUUUAUUAUGUAUUAGGGCUUCAUAAAUGAAAGUGGUUGCAGUUAACACCGAUUUUACGAGAAAGUCUGCAAACCAAACUUAAUUGUCACCAUAACAGUGUGGAUCUAGGUCUGGUACAGUUACAUAAACUAAAGUUUGUGACAUCCUGAAUCUCAGCUGAAAAAUGAAAAAUCACACUCAAGAUCAGCAACUCAGAUAAGCACAUGUGGGAGAGUAUUUUUUAUUGUUUUGAAAAAUGCCCAACAAUUGACCUGAAUCCCUUGUUCGUUUUGCUGAUUUCUUUGCAAUUACACAAUUUUUUCCAGAAUCCUUUGGCACAUAUUUUUAUGCCCCCGCAGACGAAGUCCGCAGGGAGCAUUAUGCAUUGCCCCUGUCCAUCCUUCUGACCCUUCACUUGGUUUCUGUGCAAUAUUUAAUAGAUUUUAAAAAAUCCAGGCAAAGUUCAAAUUUGAAGUCCGCAGGUCAAAGCUUAUUAAAUGAGCGAGUUGGUUUCACCAAGAUAACUUAACCCUAUCUAGGCCGGGG